AUGGAACACCAUCAGAAAUGUGUAGACACCAUCAAGAUGUGGAGACACCAUCAGAGAUGUGGAGACACCAUCAGAGAUGUGGAGACACCAUCAGAAAUGUGUAGACACCAUCAAGAUGUGGAGACACCAUCAGAAAUGUGGAGACACCAUCAGAGAUGUGAGACACCAUCAGAAAUGUGUAGACACCAUCAGAGAUGUGGAGACACCAUCAGAGAUGUGGAGACACCAUCAGAAAUGUGGAGACACCAUCAGAAAUGUGUAGACACCAUCAGAGAUGUGGAGACACCAUCAGAGAUGUGGAGACACCAUCAGAGAUGUGGAGACACCAUCAGAGAUGUGGAGACACCAUCAGAGAUGUGGAGACACCAUCAAGAUGUGGAGACACCAUCAGAGAUGUGGAGACACCAUCAAGAUGUGGAGACACCAUCAAGAUGUGGAGACACCAUCAGAGAUGUGGAGACACCAUCAGAGAUGUGGAGACACCAUCAGAGAUGUGGAGACACCAUCAGAGAUGUGGAGACACCAUCAGAGAUGUGGAGACACCAUCAGAGAUGGAAUACCAUCAGAGAUGUGGAGACACCAUCAGAGAUGUGGAGACACCAUCAGAGAUGUGGAGACACCAUCAGAGAUGUGGAGACACCAUCAGAGAUGUGGAGACACCAUCAAGAUGUGGAGACACCAUCAGAGAUGUGGAGACACCAUCAAGAUGUGGAGACACCAUCAAGAUGUGGAGACACCAUCAGAGAUGUGGAGACACCAUCAGAGAUGUGGAGACACCAUCAGAGAUGUGGAGACACCAUCAGAGAUGUGGAGACACCAUCAGAGAUGUGGAGACACCAUCAGAGAUGUGGAGACACCAUCAAGAUGUGGAGACACCAUCAGAGAUGUGGAGACACCAUCAAGAUGUGGAGACACCAUCAAGAUGUGGAGACACCAUCAGAGAUGUGGAGACACCAUCAGAGAUGUGAAGACACCAUCAGAGAUGUGGAGACACCAUCAGAGAUGUGGAGACACCAUCAGAAAUGUGUAGACACCAUCAAGAUGUGGAGACACCAUCAGAGAUGUGGAGACACCAUCAGAGAUGUGGAGACACCAUCAGAAAUGUGGAGACACCAUCAGAGAUGUGAGACACCAUCAGAAAUGUGA
This is a messenger RNA of Physella acuta, 1146 nucleotides long. RefSeq names its product golgin subfamily A member 6-like protein 22. Lineage: Eukaryota; Metazoa; Mollusca; Gastropoda; Physidae. The record is from RefSeq and is a predicted model, not a curated record.